ACGUUGCCUGCUCGCGUUGAGAACACACCUUCCAUUUGUUUCGUUGUCCUCCACCACCCCAUAUCAAGCACCGCCCUCCUGAAUCGCUGACGAACGAAGGAAGGAAAGAAGCCACAUACACACAAAAGCACGCGCACUCACUCUCGUACUCUUGCUUGAACGCCCACCAACAAUCCAUCAUGCCAAGUGAGCAAGCAAAGAAGCGCGCUGCCGCCAAGGCACGCCGCAAGGCCAACAAGCUCAAGGCAAAGGGUCUGUCUGCAGAGCAGGCGGAAGCCCAGGCCGCCAGCACCGUGCAGAAGGGCGUGGAAAAGAUGACGCUCAACCCACGCAACACGACCGGCUCGUACGCCUCGCACCCGCUGAGCCGCGACAUCAAGGUCAUCAACUUCAGUAUGACGUACCAUGGCCUCACUCUGUUUGAGGACACCACCCUCGAACUCAACUGGGGCCGUCGCUACGGUCUCCUGGGUCCCAACGGCUCUGGAAAAUCCCAGCUCCUCAACGCCAUCAGCGACCGGGACAUUGAGUUCCCGGACCACUUUGACAUCUUCCACCUCAAGUCCGAGAUUGAGCCAUCGGAUAAGACGGCGUUGGAAGCUGUGAUGGAUGUCGACGAGCAGCGCACGCGCUUGGAGGCAGAGGCCGAGUGGCUCAUUGAGAACGAGAUGGGCGACAGCGACCGCCUGGUCGACGUCUACGAGCGCCUCGACGAAAUUGACGCCGACAGAGCCAAGGCGCGUGCUGCCCGCAUUUUGCACGGUCUCGGCUUCGACCAGGCCAUGCAGAACAAGAAGACGCGCGACUUUAGCGGUGGCUGGCGCAUGCGCAUCUCCCUCGCCCGUGCCCUUCUCAUCCGCCCGGCCAUCUUGCUUCUUGACGAGCCAACGAACCAUCUCGAUUUGGAGGCGUGUGUGUGGCUGGAGGAAGAGCUGAAGCGCUACAAGGCCAUCCUUGUCAUGAUCUCCCACUCACAGGAUUUCCUGAACGGCGUGUGCACGAACAUCAUGGAGCUGAAGAACAAGCACCUGCGCUACUUCUCGGGUAACUACGACACGUACGUGAAGACAAAGGCGGAGCUUGAGGAGCACCAGAUGAAGCGCUACCAGCAAGAGCAGGAGCAGAUUGCAAGCAUGAAGGACUACAUUGCCCGCUUCGGUCACGGCCACGCCAAGCUUGCACGCCAGGCGCAGAGCAAAGAAAAAGUGCUGAAGAAGAUGCUUGACAGCGGUCUCACGGAGAAGGUCGUCAAGGACAAGGCCCUCGACUUCAAGUUCCCAGACUGCGGCAAGCUGCCGCCUCCUGUGCUGAUGGUUGAGGACGUGUCCUUCAAGUACCCCGGCACUGACAAGUACCUGUACAAGAACCUUGAGUUUGGGCUUGAUCUGGAUUCGCGCCUCGCCCUCGUCGGCCCCAACGGCGCCGGCAAAUCCACGCUCCUCAAGCUCCUCGUCGGGGAACUGACGCCGACGAGCGGGCAGAUUCGCCGCAAUGGCCACCUGCGGUUUGCGCGCUACCAUCAGCAUCUCGGCGACCAGCUCGACUUUGAGCUCAGCCCCAUCGAGUUUAUGCAAAAGGAGUUCCCUGAGCAGCUGCUUGAGGUUGAGGCCGCCCGCCGCUCCGUCGGAAGAUACGGUCUCACUGGCAAGCAGCAGGUGAUGCCCAUCAAGAACCUGAGCGACGGCCAGCGGUCACGGCUCAUCUUCGCCUGGCUGGCGUACACGUCCCCGCACAUGCUCAUUCUUGACGAGCCCACCAACCAUCUUGACAUGGAGACGAUUGAUGCCCUCGCCCGCGCCAUCAACAGCUUUGAGGGCGGCGUUGUGCUUGUGAGUCACGACUUCCGUCUCAUUGACCAGGUUGCAGACGAGAUUUGGAUCGCCGAGAACCAGACGGUGACCAAGUGGGACGGCGACAUCCAAGACUACAAGGAGCACCUGCGCAAGUCUAUCGAGAAGGACUUGGAGGACGAGUAAACCCCAACUACCCUCCCCUCUCCUCCCCUCUCCUUCCCUCCCAUUGCUCUUUGUUCAGUUUUUGUUGUGGGCGGCGUCACCCAUGUUGUGUCGUGGAAAUGCGUCUCGUUCCAUGUGUUCUUUCCUACUUGUUGCUCCUCUGGAUGGCUUAUCCUCCGACCUACUACUUUGAGUCAGGCUCAUGCGUGUGUAUGCGGUGUGUUCGUGAUGUUGGUGCAGUGCUUGUGACGUGAUGUGGUGGUGUGCGUACCGAGGCACUGUGCCUUCCUCGCCUUCCUUUCCAUCUCGUUCGUGCCCCCAUUCCCUUGUGGCCCGUCCCACAGAAUAAUCAAUCAUUUUUCGUUUCCAUUGUUUUGUUCAAUCAACAAAGUCGCCAUCAAACCUAUCAAACACCGACA
Molecule: messenger RNA, 2374 nt
Organism: Salpingoeca rosetta
Lineage: Eukaryota; Choanoflagellata; Craspedida; Salpingoecidae
Product: ABC transporter
Exons: 13
Coding region: 180-1976 (598 amino acids)
Molecular function (GO): ATP binding; ATP hydrolysis activity
Source: RefSeq, a predicted model, not a curated record